AUCUUACUUCAAGUACAAAAAUAUUUGUAAUUUCAAGCAACGCAAAUAAAUUUAGAAUUAUAAAUUCAUAUUUAAAUGACUUACAGUAAUAAAAGAUUGAGCAAAAUUUAUCAUUUAACAUGUUACAUAGCACUUACAUUGCUGUUAUUUCGUUAUUGACAGAAGGUAACGGACAAUAUAACUAUUUCAUUACAUAAUUACAUAACGUAAACAAGAGACAAUUAUAUAAUCUCAAUAUAAAUCGGGUAUAACAACUGUUACAUUGCGUGUUAUUCCUACGUUAUAUAACAUUUAUAUUCGGUGUUCGCUGGGUGCCUUUUAUUCCGCGUUUCCGAAAACGAAGGCUCGCGCGUUCGUGCCAAGUAUGAAUCGAGACGAAUCGUCGUGAGAAGAAUCUUGGAUCCUUCGUGUCGCUCAGAAGACAAACGCUCGGUUAGGAUAGCACGAAGUCGCGUCGCGUGUGUUCAAUCGCGUCUUCUCCGUUGCUCCGUAUCCCGUAUCUCGAGUUUUCGACGGGCGUGAGUACCGGGGGUGCCGAAAACGAACCAAGUGUCGCGCGUUUGUGCCAAGUAUGAAUCGAGAGGAGGAGGAUCUUGGAUCUUUGAAAGCGGCGGCUGAGACUACGAGACGGAGCUGGACGGAGCGAUCAACGAACGCGAUCGUUCGUGUCGCUUCCUCUGUGAAUUUCGAGCUGCCCAGCCGCUUUCAACAAUCGUCGCUCCAGCUGGCUAGAGUAAAUUGCCAUCCUAGAGUAGCUCCGGGCGCUAAGUCAUGGACUAGGCUCUCAACGUAAUGUGGUCCUAACCGCCGCCAGUCACCUACAGACAGCUUUAACGCGAUAAUGGACGAUGGGCCUGACCUAGGCUGUGCACCGGCCGUGACCUUCGUUGCGGAUGGAGGCCGGUUCGUCGCUCGCACACAUGACGAUACUUCCGUAUGUCGCGGCGGAGAUGUGCGUCAGACUCCUGCAGAACAGGGCGGAAACUCGGAUAAUGCGGAGGAGACCGGGACACAUUUCGCUUUGGAACGCGAUCACGGGGGAAUUCGAGCAACUCGAGGCGUUAAGAUCGAACAACACCGCUUUCUGUAGUGUCAACGUGGUGAACGACUUGCGUGGGAAGACCCUCGUUGUCGCCACAGAUUUAAUGCAUCCAUACAUCAUCAUAAAUGUAAACGAGAGCGGAGUCACGGGAUUCAUAGGGGACAUUUGGACGAUUUUAGAAGAAACUUUGAAAUUCAAGACGAUUUACCAAAGAGCGAGACAUACGACCGUCGCAACGCUGAUGAAUGGAGAUACUCACGCACUGCUGAUCGCCAUGGCGAUGUAUAUAUACCCAUCGAGCCAUUUCGCCUACAGCGUGCCGUUCACGACCAACUCAUACUCUCUAUUUGUCCAGUCGGACGGUGCGAUUGAUAUGAAGUGGUGGUACGUUAAUAUCUUCAGCCGCAGCUUAUGGCUGGUAUUUUUCACAUCCAUCGUAUGUAUCGCAUGCAGCAUCGUGGGAAUAUACCGUAUAAAGAAAUUCGUGCAUGUUAACUAUGCGGAGUGCGAUGACGAGCUUUCCUCGCUAUCUUUCAAUCUUCUUUACGUUUUGGGUGGUCAAGGAUUUCAGAAAGUGCCAAGAAGCUUCUCUCUCCGAUUAAUAAUCUUGUCUUCUCUGAUAAUGGGAAUGUUGGUAUCAUGCGGAUUCAGCAGUACUCUUACUUCUUGCCUGGCGAAUAAAGGAAACUCCGUUUCCUUAACUAAUCUUAACGACGUGGUGAUGAAAAGGACACACUCGCUUUGUAUUAGGAACGACAGCACCGCAUAUGUCCACUUUACAGUGGAUGGAUCACCGGAAGGCGACCUUCAGGAUGAGUGGAACGAAUUGCUGAACUAUGACUGUCCCGAUAUGAGGGACAGGGAGGCUGUCGCUUCAAAUUUAUGCCGUCCGGGUUUCGCCUAUUUCGAAGCACCGGCCGUAUUUCUACCGAUCUAUCGUAAAGUUCAGCAUGAGUGUGACAUCGUACAAUUGCCUGAUAACUAUUGGAGUGUCAGAUUGGCGUUUCUGCACGCCAGAGCGUCGCAAUAUCGUAAACUCCUUGACAAUUACUUGAUGCGUAUGCGUUCGGCUGGAAUAUUGAAUUUUCUUGAGAAGAAGUGGAUCUCACAGCAAACUUACAGUCACUCUGAUUAUCUUCAAUCAAACAGCUUCCAACCUGUCGAAUAUAUGCACGUUCGCUUAACUACCGGACUGUUCUACAUAAUGAUGAUUAUUAGUGCACUCAUCUGCAUUUUCGAAAAUAUAUGGUACAAAUUACAACAUAUGCGAAAAUUAAAGAAUUCUAACUCAAUAUUAUUGGGAAUACAUGACAACAACUUGAGUUUAAUGGAGAAGCGUUAUAAAAUAAGAUCGCGACUUGAGCAGCGUCGGAAGCUUAGCUGGAUAUUGUCUGAAAGUUUAAAAAAUCCAGAAUUUCUUCAAAAUGUCAAAAUACGAAUUAAUCGAUGGUAAAUGUAGGACUUGCGGCUAUAAGAUAUGCAGCCAUAAAUAUAUGAGAAUGUCGAAAUUAAUCUUUUUUACGUUUUCAGAAAACAAGGUAAACUAGAGAUUAGUGUCUCGUUUAGUGUUUUAAAGGUUAUAUACGAUCGAAACGUUAUAUUCACUGUUUGCCAUAUUAAAUAUUUUUUUGCACUGUCUUAAUUCAACUUGAAAAAAAUCUUUAAAAAAAAUAAUUUGAUCUUAAAAUUUAGAAAUCUUCAGAUUUCAAAGAGAAUGUUGAAACAGGGUGUUUACUCAAAUUUUGUAAAAAAAUUCCUUAAAAAUUCCCAGGAAUUUUAUUCAAAAUUCCAAGCAAAAUUGCAAAGUCUUUUAAUGCAGCAAUAAAUUUGAAAUAAAUUUCUUUUUUCAUACGCAGCUUUUAACAUUCCUUUAAUUGUACAAACACAAACAAGUUUUAAAAAUUAAAUUUGAGUACUAGAAACACAUAACAAUGAACUAAGAAAAAGUAUAUACGUAUGUAUAAUCAUCUGUCCGCAACACGAAUCAAAUUCAUUAAAAGUGCAGAUGUAUGAAAAUGGAUAUAUAUGUUAUAAUUAUUACUAAUCGAUUGUCGACAUUUUACAUUAUCAAGAAAUGAGCAAAGAAGCAAUUUUGUUAAAAAGAGAGAUAGAAUUUAAAAAUUAAAAGUAAAAUUUUAAAAAUUUUACUAAACUACCAAUAAAUCCUAUAAAAAUUCAUGAUUUUCAAAAGUGAAAAAAGAAGCUCUGAAAAAGGUUUUAUUUUUGCUCCCGAUAAACACCCUGUUGUAAUACGUUAAUAAAUAUUACAUCACACCGACUUUGAUAAAAGAAAAAAAUGCAAAGAAUAUAAUUAGAGCAUAAUAUCAGCAGUGAGCGUAAGAGCUUUGCUCCGUUUCUUUAAUUUUGAUUUAAUAAUAAUAAUAAUAUUUAUAAGCAUAGUACAUAAUAUACAAUACAGAAAAAUAAUCAUGGCGAACAUCGUCAUUGACCAAUACAUUUUUUUCUGCGUUACGCAAAACUACACGCAAAAUUGUAUUCUUCGAAUACAACUCGCAACAAUUAUAAUCGCAGAAACGAUGUUCCUCUCAUUGUUACAAGUUAUUCACAAUUAUAAACAAUGGACAUUUACAAAUGCAUUAUGCAUCGGCAUCAUAUAUUUAAGGCCUAUACGGAUCUUACAUCGUAAUUAAAGAAAUUUUGGCUUCUUUUUAUGUGGUGCUUUACCACUUAUGACCCUUGAAAAGGGGAAUGCGGAAGCGAGUGAGCGAGAAUAACAGUCUCAGCGAGGAAUCGUAGAUUCGAAUGCACCACGACACUUCUUCCUCGCUUCCGCAUUAUCGAUUCCUCGAUUUUUCAAACCUGACAAACUUAACGCUAAUACCCUAAGAUUUAAUUCUAGAUAUCCAACGGACCUUAGCAUCUCUCUAUCUUGCGAGACACCACACUUCCUCGCGCAUAAAAAUGUAUUAACGCGUUUGAUUAUUUUCUGUCCUAAGAUACUUUUCUCAGAGAGUCUGAUGAGUUAAAUUCCUUGCCUCUUUGUUAAAUAGGACAGAUAAAGAGAAAAAUGUAUUUAUGACGAUUGUGACCUCAGUACGUAAUGAUAGUAUGGGGGAAGGGGGUAUAUGGGCUCUUCUAGGAUUAACGUUACAAUAUUCUGACAAGUAUAACGCAUUUCAUUUAAUAUUUAACGGCGCAACUUAAGACGACGUUAAGCGUAAUCGUGUUUAAUUUUUUAAUAUCUUCUUUCCGCUCUGUUGCAAUCUUUAUACGAACGUCAUAAUAAUUACUGGGCUUGUAAAACCUUAAAUAAAUUUGUUAUGUGCAUGGAUAA
This is a messenger RNA of Solenopsis invicta (red fire ant), 4337 nucleotides long. RefSeq lists its product as uncharacterized. The transcript has 9 exons. The record is from RefSeq and is a predicted model, not a curated record. The coding region runs from base 894 to 2495 and encodes 533 amino acids. Lineage: Eukaryota; Metazoa; Arthropoda; Insecta; Hymenoptera; Formicidae.